AUGACUAAAUAUGCGUUCGUAAACGUUGUAUCACAUUUCGUCGUUGUGUACCUUGUUACAGAUCUACUGGUCGGCCUAAUAUCCGUGUUAACGGAUAUAAUCUGGAGAACGACUGUUGCAUGGUAUGCGGGUAAUAUAGCUUGCAAACUGAUAAGGUUUAUGCAGGCCGUAGUAACCUACAGCUCGACCUACGUCCUCGUGGCUUUAUCAAUCGACAGAUACGACGCCAUUACCCGUCCGAUGAACUUCUCCGGCAGCUGGUGGAGAGCCCGAGCUUUGGUGAUUACGGCUUGGGCAUUAUCAGCAUUGUUCAGUAUGCCGAUUGUAUUCCUGUACGAAGAGAAACAAAUACAGGAUACGCCGCAGUGCUGGAUCGAUUUAGAUCCGACUCAAUGGAAGAUCUACAUGAGCCUGGUGAGUUUUAGCCUCUUUAUAGCGCCCACUCUGAUAAUAGGAGGCUGUUACACGGUCAUCGUAGUCACGAUAUGGUCGCAAGGAGCAGCGCUACGUCAGGGACCUACCAGAGAUACUCGGAGGGCGUCCUCGAGGGGUCUCAUUCCCAAGGCGAAAAUCAAGACCGUAAAAAUGACCUUCGUCAUAGUAUUCGUAUUUAUCCUUUGUUGGAGUCCAUACAUAGUCUUCGACCUUCUUCAAGUUUAUGGACACAUACGAAAGACUCAGACAAAUAUCGCAGUCGCUACCUUUAUACAAAGUUUGACACCACUCAAUUCGGCCGCUAAUCCAAUCAUCUACUGCCUUUUCAGUACCCCUUUCUGCAAAACCGUACGGAACAUGCAGGCAAUCUCCUGGAUUUCGGGUUGGUGCCCGACGAAUUCGCAACACUGCUUCGGUACCGGGACGACGACCAGCAGUACGAGAACGACCGUGACGACAUCCUUGACGGCCCAUUCCUCUCGCAGAAGCGGACACUUUACUAUGUUACACUCUACGUCGCGAAAACGCGUUAUGGUCUCCCUAGUUUAA
This is a messenger RNA of Mycetomoellerius zeteki, 984 nucleotides long. RefSeq names its product Crustacean cardioactive peptide receptor (gene CCAP-R). The record is from RefSeq and is a predicted model, not a curated record. The coding region runs from base 1 to 984 and encodes 327 amino acids. Gene Ontology annotation, molecular function: neuropeptide receptor activity. Gene Ontology annotation, biological process: neuropeptide signaling pathway. Gene Ontology annotation, cellular component: plasma membrane. Lineage: Eukaryota; Metazoa; Arthropoda; Insecta; Hymenoptera; Formicidae. The transcript has 6 exons.